CCCCCGCGACAACGAGACGUCGACUAGCGCAGCUUUUACAAAAGCAUAGAAAUAAGGUGAAGUUUCAUUAAAAAUGCCGAGUGGGAAAAACUUUAGGAGGAGAAAGGAUUCCUCUGAUGUCGAGGAGGAUGAGACAACUCAAGCAGUCAGGACAAAAGUAGAGGAGGCCAAAGAACUUCAGUCUUUGCGGAAACGACAGACUGGAGUCAGUGUGACUGCCUUGUUGGUAGGAGAGAAACUGCCACCAGAUGCUGAGACUGAUAAUGACCCUUUCAAGCUGAAAACCGGAGGGGUUGUAGACAUGAAGAAAAUCAAAGAUAGGAAUAGGGACAUGACAGAGGAUGAGACUGACCUCAACCUGGGGACCUCCUUUUCAGCUGAAACUAAUAGAAGAGAUGAGGAUGCAGACAUGAUGAAAUAUAUUGAGACAGAGCUGAAAAAGAAGAAGGGCCUUGUGGAAGCUGAGGAACAAAAAGUUAAGGUGAAGAAUGCGGAGGACCACCUGUAUGAGCUGCCCGAGAGCAUCCGAGUGAACUCUGCCAAGAAGACAGAGGAGAUGUUAUCCAAUCAGAUGCUGAGCGGGAUCCCAGAGGUUGACCUUGGCAUUGAUGCAAAGAUAAAGAACAUUAUCUGUACAGAGGAUGCAAAGGCCAAGCUGCUGGCAGAACAGAGGAACAAGAAGAAAGACAACGGCACAUCAUUUGUGCCCACCAAUAUUGCUGUCAACUACGUCCAGCACAACCGCUUCUAUCACGAGGACGUGAAUGCACCACAGAGACACCACAGACACAGAGAAGAGCCCAAAGCAAGGCCACUGCGUGUGGGUGACACAGAGAAACCAGGUCCAGAGGUGGCAACACCACCCAACUACCGUAAACGUCCCAACAAUGAAAAGGCUACAGACGACUACCAUUAUGAGAAGUUCAAGAAGAUGAAUCGACGAUAUUGAGGAACUGGGUGUUUCUUUGACUCAAAAUUAUGUCCGACUUUUUAGAGACUGAAGCAUCAAAAUUGGCCAUAAAGAUAAUUUGCAGACUGGUUUGCCCAAUUAAAUUGAACAGAGUGGACUCCCAUGACAGUGUUGUACUUUGUAAAUACUGUACAUAUCGCCAAAUAGUGGUUUUCGAUUUGAAGUUCAUUUGCUUUGUAUUAUGUUAAAAGGGAGGAUCGUAUUUCAUAAUUAUCUGAUGACCAACAACAAAUAAGAUCAAUAUCUGUUUAGGAACUCAGCAAUAAUAUUGAUGUUUAAGUGAGUGGUGGUCCUAUUCAUGGAGAGGAAAUCUGAAAUCAAAGACAAAUGCAUUUUAUUCUACUGUCAAGUUGUGACUUUUAGUUGUAGAAUUCAGUCUUUAUUAAAAACAUAAAACAUU
Scomber scombrus (Atlantic mackerel) is the source of this 1370-nucleotide messenger RNA. RefSeq names its product chromosome 4 C9orf78 homolog (gene c4h9orf78). Gene Ontology annotation, biological process: mRNA splicing, via spliceosome. Gene Ontology annotation, cellular component: spliceosomal complex. The transcript has 9 exons. The coding region runs from base 74 to 949 and encodes 291 amino acids. The record is from RefSeq and is a predicted model, not a curated record. NCBI's taxonomy places the organism in Eukaryota, Metazoa, Chordata, Actinopteri, Scombriformes, Scombridae.